This is a messenger RNA of Caenorhabditis sp. 36 PRJEB53466, 1659 nucleotides long. The record is from the annotation of a GenBank genome assembly. Lineage: Eukaryota; Metazoa; Nematoda; Chromadorea; Rhabditida; Rhabditidae.
AUGUCGUCGUCGAAAUCGGAAAGUAAUCAGUCGAACGGGUCCGUCCAGCUGCCCCUCAAUCUUCUCGCUUUGAAAGCAAAGGUACCGCCGAGUUUUUGGGCAAAUGUUGCAAUUUUUGCGAAAACACUUUGUUAUUGAGUUGAAAUGGGUAUAUUUUUCGGGAAUAUCCAAAAAAAACAGUUUUUCGUGGUAAAAACCAUUUUGGCAAAAUUGGCCUAGAGAACUCUGCAUAGGAUUCUAGGCCAAGUUUGCCAAUUUGCGAUUUUUGACGCGUUUUCUGCGCUUUUUCUGCGACAAACUGGAAAAUUGAAAUGUUUUCGAGCACGUCAAGUGUCGUUUGAAAAAAAAAUCAUUUUUUCGAAAUUGGGUGAGAGAAAAUUGAGCGCUUCUUUCUCUCUAUUUUUCUACGCUUCCAAAUCGGACAAAGUGAUUUUGCACACACAAAACAGCUUCCAAACUGUACGAAGACGUGCAAAAAGACACAUUUUAAUCGAAAGGCCAGCGGAAAAGCAACAAAAACGCGUGAAAAACAACAUUUUAUCGUGCGGGCACACGGGCGGAGAGAGCGUCGGCGCACAGAGACGCAGACGGAGAAACAGACGGAGCGAGGCGGAGAGAUUGGACGGAAAGCACUACAAUUUUUGCAGAUAUUCUCUGUGAAGCAUGGGGCCGAUGAGGUGCAGGACCAAAUCGCGCAUUUGUACCAGUUUCAGCAGGCGAUUGCCGAUCACAAGAACGAGCACGAGCAGCAGACGAAAAAGGUAUCAUUUUUACUGACCGAUUUUCAAAGGAAUAGACCCUUUUCAUGUUCAGAUACGAGAGAAAAUGAGCGAGAUGAAUCGAGCGCUGAAGACGACGGGCCAGAAUCAGCAGAAGGCGUGCGACGAGCGACUCGCCGAGCUUUUCGAGACGGCCGAGCCCUAUCUGCACUCGGGGACCGCCGCGGGCGCCGUGCCGGGCGACGUGCUCGAACGGUGCAUCGGAGUGCUCGCCAGUGCGAAGGGAAUCGAGGCGACGAUCCAGAAAACGUCGGACAUGUCGGCCAAAGUGCUCAACGAUCACUACUUGCUCGCUCGGCUCGAGGCCAAGGUAGAGUGUGCUAGGCGCCUUUAAUUUCUACAGCAAUCUCGGUGAAAAUUAGCGCUCAAAACAUCAGAUUUUGACGAAAAAAAAGGCGAGUAAGCGCAGUUUUUGGUACGGUUUUAAAGACGCAGCACCGAAAUUGCGCCCGAGCCGGCUGUUCUCAAAAUUCUUGAACUAUUUCUUUGCAGCAACGCGACGCGAUUGAGCGCUACGAAGAAGUGCUGCGCGUGCAGGGCCUGGCGCACGGAGUGCCGGCCGACGAGCCGCUCUUCCACGUGGCCAACCUUCCGGCCCUCCUCUUCACUCUGUCGAUCUCGGCCGACGUGGCGCCGUACUAUCAGAAGACGCUCAAAGAGCUCGAGAAGCGUUUGAGCCAGCUGGUCGCUCAAAUUCGACUGGAUAUUGUCGGUUUUUCGGGCGCGAAAUGUUUGAAUUUUAAUUUUUUUGAAGGCGGAAGAAGCGAUCGAGAAGACUGCCGCGGAGGCGGCGACGUUUUCGAGUAUGAGCAAUGGGGAGGUGGGCGUCGGAUCGCUGCAGGACCAUCAAGAGUACCCGGUCGAGCCGGCGUCGUCCUGA